Messenger RNA from Pecten maximus, 402 nucleotides. RefSeq lists its product as uncharacterized. The coding region runs from base 1 to 402 and encodes 133 amino acids. NCBI's taxonomy places the organism in Eukaryota, Metazoa, Mollusca, Bivalvia, Pectinida, Pectinidae. The transcript has a single exon. The record is from RefSeq and is a predicted model, not a curated record.
AUGAGCAAUACUGAGCUACAUAACAAUAGAAUGAGCAAUACUGAGCUACAUAACAAUAGAAUGAGCAAUACUGAGCUACAGAACUAUAGAAUGAGCAAUACUGAGCUACAGAACUAUAGAAUGAGCAAUACUGAGCUACAUAACAAUAGAGUGAGCAAUACUGAGCUACAUAACAAUAGAAUGAGCAAUACUGAGCUACAGAACAAUAGAAUGAGCAAUACUGAGCUACAUAACAAUAGAAUGAGCAAUACUGAGCUACAGAACUAUAGAAUGAGCAAUACUGAGCUACAGAACAAUAGAAUGAGCAAUACUGAGCUACAUAAGAAUAGAGUGAGAAAUACUGAGCUACAUAACAAUAGAAUGAGCAAUACUGAGCUACAGAACAAUAGAAUGAGCAAUUAA